AUGAGGAUCUGCACAAGGGCUCUUGGGUCUUCAUCAAGCCAGUCUGGCAGCUUCAGCAUCUUCUCCUGGACACUGGCUGACUGUCUGGAGUUGUCUCACUGUGUAGGGGCCAACUCGCUGGGCCCCGCUGUGCCUUGGAGGUCUGGGGGUCCCUGCAAGAUGAAGAGGGUCCGCACCGUCUUCAAACCAGAGCAGCUGGAGCGGCUGGAGCAAGAGUUCCUCAAGCAGCAAUACAUGGUGGGCACGGAGCGCGUAGACCUGGCUGCAACUCUGCAUCUCACAGAGACUCAGGUGAAAGUCUGGUUCCAGAACCGGAGGAUCAAAUGGAGGAAGCAGAGUAUGGAGCAGAAGGCAGCAAAGCUGUCACAGUUUGGGGUGAUACAGCCCGCCACUGCGGACUCGACGGACAUCAAGGACCAUGAGGAGGACACGGUGGAUGUUGAACUUUGA
Molecule: messenger RNA, 450 nt
Organism: Athene cunicularia (burrowing owl)
Lineage: Eukaryota; Metazoa; Chordata; Aves; Strigiformes; Strigidae
Product: homeobox protein not2-like
Exons: 3
Coding region: 1-450 (149 amino acids)
Biological process (GO): regulation of DNA-templated transcription; central nervous system development; neuron differentiation
Molecular function (GO): DNA binding; DNA-binding transcription factor activity, RNA polymerase II-specific
Source: RefSeq, a predicted model, not a curated record